Penaeus vannamei (Pacific white shrimp) is the source of this 826-nucleotide messenger RNA. NCBI's taxonomy places the organism in Eukaryota, Metazoa, Arthropoda, Malacostraca, Decapoda, Penaeidae. The record is from RefSeq and is a predicted model, not a curated record.
ACGGUUUGAAAGAAGUGUUGCCUUGCGGCUUAUUAUUUUCACGAAUAUUUGAUUUCUGAGGCUUUAUUACGCCGAUAUGUGCAUUUUUCUGAGUUGGUAUUAAUGAGGAGAACAGGAUAAGAUGUCUGGCACUGCAGUGUCGAUGACUCCUCCCUUGACGCCUCCCGUAGAAGGCACAGGGGAGGAGGUGAUGGAUUCCGACAGCUUGGACUACAUGGACUUCUUCAUCAAUGACAUGGAAUUGUCGCCUGUAAAGGAGGAGAAAGCUACAGUUAGUGUGUUGAACGAAGGCCCAGUAUUGUUUUCAUGUUCGGGAGAAGUCCGCUGGUCCGACAGCUUUGAUGACACAUCUUGCAUAGGUCGCAGAUGCCUUGCCAACCUCCUGCAGUUCAAGAAUCCAUGUUCUGAUGCACUUUUAGCUCCAGAGAUUGUAUUUCAUCUUCCUUGCACAGCUGACAAUUUGCACUACAGAUUGGACCAUUUUUUCUUAGCAACACGACAAGGAGUUACAGAGCUCGAGAGGGGUGCUCAAUCUAGCCUGUGUGUAAGCCAAAGCUGCUAUGAUAUACAGUACCCAAAGAUACGCAAAGAUAUAACUACGUUCUUCAACAGUUUAGUGUCUUACGUGUAUAGUCAGAGUGGGGAUGAACACAGAGAAUUUCUGUUGCAAGUUGUGACGGAGGUGUUGGAAACUCUCCUGUUUUUGGGUCCAUUACAUGAAUUGCCGGAGCAUGUAACAUCUGCCAGCUCGCCACAAGGCAAUAAGUGCCCUCUGCAGCCUACCACUUGCUUCACCUCCAUUUGGAUAUUCGAUGGUGGAGUGUAG